This is a messenger RNA of Entrophospora candida, 1690 nucleotides long. The record is from the annotation of a GenBank genome assembly. NCBI's taxonomy places the organism in Eukaryota, Fungi, Glomeromycota, Glomeromycetes, Entrophosporales, Entrophosporaceae.
AUGUUCAUCAAGUUAAUAAAAGUUUACAAAAAGUUUCGAGCAUUUGUCAGAGGUGAAGACAGUGACGAUAUAAAUAACAAUCCCAAGCCCCGUGUAGAAUAUGAAGAAUAUUAUCAUGGCAACCAAUUCCAGAGCUACCAGGACGUUUUGGAUGAAUUCGUCAAAGAAUGUAAUAAAGAAAGACCGCCUCCAUACGAUAACUUUAAGCAGAAUGAUAGUGUCGAAUACUUUGAUAAAGAACGACUAUCAAUCAAUUCAAAUAGUAUUAGCGAGGUUGGUGGUCCACCAGAUGUCUACAAAAUCCUUUUGGUAGGCGGAACUGGAGUUGGAAAAUCAACACUAAUUAACGCAAUGGCAAAUUUCUUUCGGGGUGGCACUCUUGAUAAUCUGAAAGUUGUCAUUCCAACUAAUCAUCUCGAUGCUACUGAAAUAGGAUUCAGAAGCUCCGAAGCUAAUAGCAAUGAUCAAACAAAAAGUCAAACCACAGAAUGCCAUACCUAUUGCUUCAAUCAUCCAGAAAAUAAAGCUCACAGAUUUAUUUUCAUUGAUACUCCAGGAUUGAGUGAUACGAGUGGCGUGGAUCAAGAUGACAGGAAUAUCCACGCGAUAAUUGAUACAGCAAUUCGCGUCGGUUCAAUAUCGGCAAUUGUAGUUAUUGCUAAUGGAACUGAAUCUCGGAUGACCGCAACAGCAAAAAACACUUUGGUUCGCCUGGCAAAUAACAUACCUAAUGCCAUUGUCGAGAAUAAUCUUUUCCUAGUUUUAACAAAGUGUACAGAAAUGAGUGCCUCUUUUUCUGUAAAAGAUUUUGCGGCUGAUUUUGCAGAGCCAAGUGAAACUUUCUAUAUGGAUAACCAAGCUUUCUGCAAUCAUCCUAAAACAUGGUUAAAUGAUGAAGAUAAAUACAAACGUCUUGACUCGCAAUGGAAGGAAUCCGAAAAAACAAUUAAUGAUAUGCUAAUAAAAAUUUCUCGACUAGCUCCCAUCCGAACUAUAGUAUUUAAACAAAUGAAAUCCCUUCGGGACGAUAUCAAAUGUGAGAUUCUUAGAACAUCCCAAGUCAUUGCAAAUAUUCAAAUAAUGCAUGAUCUCCUUGAUGGUGCUCAAAAGGAUAAGAAAAAAUAUGAAAAUUAUACAAAAACUGAAGAAGUCACAAUUUCGAAAAUUGUUGACGCCACUAAUCAUAGUACAGUUUGUAUUACACAUUUUAAGACGAACAAUGUCUUUUGUCAUGAAAAUUGUGGACUUAAUUUUACUCCAACGCCUGGAGAACAUCCAUUUAGAGAUUGUUAUUGCAUGAACGACUACAAAGUAUGCAAAAAAUGUGGAUGUGGCCCUACGAGUCAUUUGCAUAAAAGGAUUAAAGUAAUCAAAGAAACAAAAAAAAUUGACAAAGUCCUUGAAGAUAUGAAAGCGAAAUAUGAUGAGCAUAAAUCUAAGGCAGAUAAUUACAAAACAAAGCUUGCUGAUCUCGAAGCUACUGCCAAUAAACAAUACACAAAUAUUCAUAAAUAUUGUGCUGAUCUUAGAAAAGUUUGCACUAGAUUUAACUUUGUCGAUGAACUUAGUGCAAACAUUGAAGUUAUAAAACUUGAUGCAAGGAAUAUAAAAAAUGUUGAUUUGCGAGAAAAGUCUGAAGCCGAAAUUAAAAAACUUGUAGAAUUGGUGAAUGAAUUGUCUUCAAAUUCUG